Messenger RNA from Oryzias latipes (Japanese medaka), 1330 nucleotides. RefSeq names its product sialic acid-binding Ig-like lectin 14. Lineage: Eukaryota; Metazoa; Chordata; Actinopteri; Beloniformes; Adrianichthyidae. The record is from RefSeq and is a predicted model, not a curated record.
UCUUUCUCUGAAACUCUUUCUGCAGCUCAUGAACUCUGUGAAGAAAGGAACCCAGAGAGAGGAGACGCCAUGAGUCUGACUGCAGCACUGAAAGGAUUUGUUGUUGUUCUUUGCUGGUUUGCAGCAGCGCAGAGUGAUGAAGGCUGGAACGUGAGAUACAACACCAAAACUGAAAUCUGUGUGAAUAAAGGAUCAACUGUGAUCAUAUGGAGCUCAUAUGAUUAUCCAGCAGAGAUAAACAAUGUUAGCACCACUGUUGAUAAAAGAUUCUGGUUCAUUGAAACUGAAGGAGAACCUGUGGACCUAAGAGAAGAUCCAGAAUACAAAGAUAGAGUGAGGAACAGGAGAUAUGAAAAGAAGUGUCGCCUGGAAAUCUCUGAAGUGAGAGAGAGCGACUCUGGAGUUUACAAGUUCAGGUUGAUAACAAACCAUGAGAACAGAAGUUUCACUGGAGAACCUGGAGUGAGAUUAACUGUUGAAGAGCUCCAGGUUCAGGUCAUUUCCAGAUCAGACCAGCAGGAAGAUUCAGACCUGCAGCUAAAGUGUUUCUACAAAUGUGAUCCAGGUGGAUUGUAUAGAUAUGCCUGGUUCAUAAACGGAGAAGAAACCAGAUCAAGUCAGACGCUCACGUACAGACACCGGACUUCUUCCACUGACAGGAUCUCUUGUGCUCUGAGAUAUUAUGGGAUGCAUCCUAGUCCUGAAGUUUAUGCUCCACAAACUGCCUCUGUGUCCCUGACUCCCCCAGGAGAGAUCCUGGAGGGCAGUUCAGUGACUCUGACCUGCAGCAUUGAUGCUAACCCAGCAGCUAACUUCACCUGGUUCAAGGAGAACAAAGACUCUCUGAAAUCAGAAGAACCAACGUUCACCAUCAGUAACUUCACAGCAGAAGACGGAGGGCUUUACAUCUGUGUGGCUCAGAACCAACUGGGCCAGCAGAACUCCACUGUUCAGGUGUGGGUUGGAUCAGGUUCAGUGGGUUUAGUUGCUGCUUGGUCGAUCCGUGCUGUUCUUCUGACUCUCAUGUUCUUGGCUGUUUUAUUCCUGAAGGUCUUCAGAAGGAGAUCCUCAGAAGAACCUUCAGUGAUCAGGAGUCAGGAUGAAGAUGCUCAGGAACCUGAAGGUUUGGAGCGUGACGGACUGACCUCCGGACGUCCAGCAGAGGAUCAGGUGGAGAUUCAGCACGCCACCGUGACCUUCACCCAGAGGCAGGAGGAUCCUCUCUACUCCACCAUCGAUCCAGUCAAAGCAAAGAGAAGACGGGACAGUCAUGAGGACAAAGAGGACGUGGUCAUCCAGUAAUCCAGCUGACUGAACGAAUCGUCUGCAU